AUGGCAAUGCAACAACAUGAAAACGAAGAAAAGAUUAACGUGCGUGAUCGACUGGUGGAUAACGUGCUGGAUCUAAGCUUGAUGAACAUUUCCAAAGUACCGGUGCAAGAAAUCAAACCACUCCGACGUGCUACUGUUUUGGAUCUAUCCAGCAAUCGCAUCUCUAUCAUCGAGAGUAAUUUUACCGACCUCACACAACUGACUCAGAUAGAUCUGUCGAAGAAUCGCAUUACGUCGAUCUGUGAUGAUUUCGGUCUGCUGACCAACUUACGGCGUUUAGAUUUGUACAAGAACCAAAUUACAAAGCUACCGCUUACGCUCGGUCGCCUGCGGAAUCUCAAGUAUCUCGAUCUGAAGGAAAAUCCACUAAACCCCGUCUUUAAAAAGUUCAUCGGAUCAUGCAGCGACACCAACGAUUGCCUAGCGGCAGCGACGCGUGCCGUGGAAUUUAUGAAGCUGAUCGAACGUCGUGUCGUGGAAGAUCGUGCCAAGGAGCGAAAACUGCGCGGAACGAAGCAGCACUUGCAGGAGGAGCAGUUGAAAGAGGACAUGAAAAUUACUACCGAAGAGGAGAAGCCGACCGACGAACAAAAGUCUGAAAAAUCCAAACGUAGACGUCGGCAAAUUCCCCAUGGUGACGCCAGCAGCGGUGAUGAUCCGAAAUCUAAGCCUAAAUCAGGAAAGAAAGCUAAUCGAGCGGAUGAUGGCGAAACCAUGACGUCAGGUUUUCGACAUUCAUUCCUAUUUUGGCUGGGUAUGUUGGUGGUACUGGCGGUUUCGUUUUUGCUGUGCGCGAAAUAUUACGAUAUGCUGCCCCGGCACGCUCCUGAAACCAUUCUCGAAGAGUAUAUUAAGUAA
Anopheles marshallii is the source of this 858-nucleotide messenger RNA. Its product is annotated as leucine-rich repeat-containing protein 59. The record is from RefSeq and is a predicted model, not a curated record. The transcript has 3 exons. Gene Ontology annotation, molecular function: protein binding. Bases 1 to 858 code for a protein of 285 amino acids. Lineage: Eukaryota; Metazoa; Arthropoda; Insecta; Diptera; Culicidae.